CAGCAGCAAUGGACCGAAGUCCCAACGGGAUGCAGUGCCACGGCACUGGACCUAGAGGGCGCGAAUAGGCUGCUGCCUGUGCGCCACUGCGGGGUAAGAGCGACCUGUCCUGGUGGUUUCCAGGUGGCGGGGUUGCCCAUGGGGGGCCUAGCCUUCUGGAUAUGCUGGUGCCAGCAACCGAGGCAUGUGCACAUGUGUCGCUGCCACACUUCAGCUGGGAGGGGCUAGAGAGUUCGAGGCAUGUUCCCGUCCUGUCGUUGCCGAGUUUCUCCUCUUCAUCAAAUUUCAACAAAUACUUCAUAGGAACCAGACGUGUUGUGUACCUUGACCUCUGAAACCAAAGUCCUUUUGCCGUUGAGGCGCUACAUCUGAUGGCGACAACUGGAUUAGUCGAACGCGCAACUGGGGCCGUGACAGCAGCCGUUACACUUCCGAUUAAAGUGGUCGGCAAGGUAGCCACCGAGCCCAUUUUGACUGGAUCAGUCCUCCUUGCGCUCACCCGAGCACCUGAGAAAUAUCGCGGUCCUCUUCUGCGAUACCUGCAUAGCAAAGGAGUAUCGACCGCGCAGAUUGCGCUACUCAUCAAGAGCCUGAAGUACUUACUAGCCAUUGGCGUGCUCCGUAAACUCAAUGCCGCCCUCAAUCUCCUCGCCGUGAACCGCUGGCGGCUCAGCAAACCUGGAACUCCGUUCGACUUCGACGCAACAAGCAAGCCCGAGCUGAUCGUGGUGACGGGAGGCUGCAGCGGCUUUGGCUAUGAGAUGGUGAAAGAAUUCAGCAAGCACGCAAGGGUGAUCAUCCUGGAUGUCAGCCCCGUGCCAGCGGAGCUUGAAAAAAUUCCCGGAGUGCACUACUACCAGCUGGAUGUGACAGAUUUUGCCGCCAUCGAGUCGACGGCUGAGCAGAUCCGAAAAGAACAUGGAGAUCCGACGGUGCUGAUCAAUAAUGCUGGCGUUGCGUCCGGAACCAAAAUCAUCGACAGUGACGCGCAAAAGACGGAUAGAAUCUUCAAAGUGAACCUCGCGUCACACUUCAUCCUGAUCAAGCAGUUCCUACCCGGCAUGCUCAAAGCCAAGAAAGGUCACAUCGUCACCGUUGCGUCCAUGGCGAGUUAUUACCCCAGUCCUGGACUGGUGGACUAUUGCUGCACAAAGGUUGGAGCAUUGUAUCUACAUGAAGGCCUUCGCUCAGAAUUGCGCGACUAUUAUGAGAAUGGCGACUGUAUCCAGCUCACAUCAGUGCAUCCGAGUUGGCAUAGCACAGGAAUUAUCAAAGAUUACGAGGAUAAGCUCCGGAAGUUCGGAGUCCAAAUCGACCCAGCGUCCAAUGUCAGCAACGCGAUCGUCGAGCAAGUCCUGGCUGGCCGGAGUGGUCAAAUAUACAUGCCGAGGAGUGAGGUAGGGAAUACUGGAGUGAGGAACUACCCCCUCUGGGUGCAGGAUUUCGCGGCAUAUGUACGCCGGAAGCGAGCGAAGUUUGAAUUCUGAGGAGGAUAAGAUGCGGAACCAUGCAGGGAGCCCCGGGCUUGCUCAUUCAGCCUCGUCGGGUUGGUUGGACAGUUUUUCCGAUUGGAGGGCCGUACUAUAUGAGCCAUCAGCAAUAUCCUUAACUGAUUCUCUCCGUGUCAUGGUACCUAUUCGGGCCCUGAUGUGAUACUAUAUGUCUUCUAGCAAUAAAUAACGACAAUUCUUACCACUGGAGUAACUCGAUAGUCAAU
This is a messenger RNA of Exophiala viscosa, 1717 nucleotides long. Its product is annotated as short chain dehydrogenase/reductase. NCBI's taxonomy places the organism in Eukaryota, Fungi, Ascomycota, Eurotiomycetes, Chaetothyriales, Herpotrichiellaceae. The record is from RefSeq and is a predicted model, not a curated record. Gene Ontology annotation, molecular function: oxidoreductase activity, acting on the CH-OH group of donors, NAD or NADP as acceptor. The transcript is spliced from 4 exons. Bases 372 to 1487 code for a protein of 371 amino acids.